Molecule: messenger RNA, 2304 nt
Organism: Amyelois transitella
Lineage: Eukaryota; Metazoa; Arthropoda; Insecta; Lepidoptera; Pyralidae
Exons: 2
Coding region: 1-2304 (767 amino acids)
Molecular function (GO): protein binding
Source: RefSeq, a predicted model, not a curated record
AUGGCACGUAAACAUUGGAACACAUGGAUGAGAAUAGCACUCGUGCCGAUAGCGUUAUUGACUUCCACAAUCGCAGAUUUCACAACGGAAUGUCAGAGGCCGUGUGACUGCAGAUGGCAAUCGGGAAACAAAGCCGCCAUCUGCUCAAACUCAAGCCUCAAAAUGAUACCUGCAAACCUGAGCAACGAUAUUCAGAUACUAGAUCUAACUAACAAUAAUUUAAUGCAACUUCAACAAGAAGCUUUUAAGAAAGUAGGCCUUAGUAAUCUAAAGAAAUUAUUCCUUAAAGAAUGUAACAUAGAAGUGAUAAAUAAAGCAGCGUUUGUUACUUUAGCUAUAAUGAUUGAGCUUGAUCUAUCGAAGAACAGGAUAAGAUAUCUGCACCCAGACACGUUCAAAGGUACGGAGAAACUAAGAUUGAUAAACUUAAGCAACAACUUCAUCGAUAAGUUAGAGGACGGUAUAUUCCGCAAUUUGAAGUUCCUGCAGAAAGUAGAGGUUAGCAAUAACAGGAUCGCACGAAUCGGGACUAAGACGUUUGUGAACUUGCCGCAGCUGAAGAUUCUCAGGUUGGACGGCAACAACUUGAGCCACAUGAAGCCGGAAACUUUGAUGGCGCUGAGAAACUUAUCCGGUCUAGAUUUACACAACAACCCCUGGCGUUGUGAUUGUAACUUACAGACGUUUAGAGAUUGGGUGAUCACUCAUAACUUAUACACCCCGCCGACAUCGUGCGCUGAGCCUCAGUCUGUCAGGGAUAAACUUUGGAACGAAUUAGACUCAUCAAACUUCGCUUGUCGGCCUACAAUACUGGAACCCCUACCGGACACAACUAUCAGGAGUUACGAUGACAAUGUGACUUUGUCCUGCAAAGUCGUUGGGAAUCCUAAUCCAGAAGUAGUUUGGAAAUUAAAUGGAAAAAUUAUAGAAACAAGACUGUUCGGUGAAUUAAGAUAUGUUAUCACUGAAAAUACAAUGGAUUUGAUACGAUGGGUGAAUCUGACGAUUGUUCAUGUCAGAUACAGCGAUAGGGGAAAUUAUACUUGCGUUGCUGAAAAUCCUGGAGGCAGAGAUGAGAAAAGCCUAAUGCUUAUUUUAUCCAAGUAUGGAGGAAUUGGCACUAUAGCUGGAAUGGACACAGAUUCAUUCGCAAUAUUAAUUGGAUGUGUCAUAGCUAUACUAAUAAUAUUCUCUACUGUUUUGUUUAUUUGUUAUUUUACUACGCAAAAUAACGAUAUUAAAAGACUGAUUAAAACCGAUACUCGUUCAUCUAAUGGAGAAGCUUUAAUAGAAGGUUCUGUUGCAUCUGAAGGAGACAAGGCUUUGAAAGCAGAUGUUAAUCCUGUAACAAAACCUCCGAGGAAAUAUGAAGCACCUCCGUCCUUUACCAGUGACGUCACAGAGAUGUCCGAACUCAACAAAACUUUGUUAGAAAAUGAAUCUGUUUUAGCAUCCAAGGAAGACAAUCUUCGACGUCAAGACGUGGAACUUCCUAAGAUAUCUCACGAUGUCCUUCUCCUCGACCGGCUGGCGCAAGAGCAUCGCGCAUACCCCCCGGAUCUCCUCUCCUUCCCGCUUAGAGGAACCCCUCAAGUCUCACCAGGAGUAUCAGGACAAGACAGAAUCUACCAAGGGAAGACAGAGAGCCCGAUCAAAUCACCCAGUUAUGGAGUAUCAGCCAUAAACUCAUCCAUGUACAGCAAAUUCCAAAACCCGAAUUACGAAGGAUCAGUACCACUUAUGAGUCCAAAAGGUGGAUACGUAACACUUCCCAGAAGACCAAGAAACAGUGUGCCGGAUAGACCACAAUUUUCUGCUAUAAAUGGAGUUAUACCAUACUACGAGUUCAAUAUGAAGCUGUUUAGCAAUGGCGGGAACUACCAUAGUUUGAAUAAGAGUGAAAUGGAUUUGGGUCCAGUAAGAAAGUUGAGUUCACACUUUGAUUCUGAAGAAAUUGAACCUGCCCCGUCUCCAGCGCCCGGUACACCUCAUGCUACUAUACCGAGGAGUAGUUUGAGUUCACCAAAUAUACAUAAUCAGUUGUUGGCACUGCAAGCGAUGGCCAUAAGUAGUAGAAUGUCGAAGAACUCUGAACAAAGACCUUUGCAAGUCUUGUUGGCUGAUAACGAUGGUCUACUAAAGAAUCCUAUACGUGAUUUGAGAGUAGGUUAUAGUGUUAAUGUAAGUACGUUAGGUAGGAACAGAACUGCGCCCAAACCACCUCCUAGACCGAGAAUGAGGAAUUCUUGUGAAGUGACAGAUCAGUUUCUUCUUAACUCUGGAGACAACGCUACUCAAGUUUAA